UUGACGCUUGAUCGAAGAUCUUCCGCGUCUUCCUUCGGAUUCGCUAUCACCAUCCUAAGGUAACGUAACAUAAUCUGAGAUUUUUUAUUAAAUAAACAUUGUUUUUAAACUUGUUCCUAUUUUGGAGUUCUGUUUAUUUAUUUAUUUUGUUGUGUAUGUACCAUCUUUAAAUAGCAGCAAAUGUAUUUACUUGAUGUUUUUUCUUUGUUUCAGUGGAAUUUGUUUAUUUUGACUGUUUGUGUUUGAGUAGCAGUACAUUGUUAUGCAAAAUGUAUGCAUGAUGCCCUUGAGUUCACUGAAUACUGGAGCAGCUGGUGUAUUCAAACUCAUUCACUGCCAUUGAUGGCGGUGGACCAGGACGUCCAAUCCAUUUGGACUGAUCAUUCCAGUCAAAAUGGACCGACCUGCCAGCCGUUGUCAUCAACGGCCCCGACGACAUUAACGUUGAUCUCUGUCGCGGUACACUGUAAAACCGCCGUUAAUUUCAACUUUUCGUUUUGCAGCAUUUCUUUGCCCCGACGUCAUAAAACUUGAAGUCCAGCUCUCAUUGACUGCAGAUGUGUGUAUUUUGUUGAGGAAUGACAAUGUAUCCAUAUCGCCAUACUUUGCAUUCAAAUAGGUUAUUCAUAUGAAUUGCUAUACCCUUUUUACAAAGGUUUUUCUACCAAAACUGGCCACCCAAUAGUGUCUGUUAACUCCUUGGCUGCCAUUGACAGCGCUCGACAUCCAAUUUUUAGACCGUGACGUCGCCAUCGUAACGCAAAGUGGGCCAUUUAUAGACACGGCCUCUCAUAAAAUCAAUGUUAUUUCUGCUUGUGUUCUCCGGUAAGCUUUCAAAAAGGAAGAUGCCCAUCAAACACUUCUGCUAUGGAACUUGUAGAAUGCCAGCAAGGUGAAGCCUUUCACAUUUCAUAUGCUGUAAACAUUUUGUUGAGAGGACGAAGAGGUAAGCCAUUUUGAUAUUUUUAUUUUUUAGCGUGGCGUUUUGCCAUGUUGCUUUGGUUUGACAAUGAAUGACCUGAAAAAAAUGAAAAUGGUGUCUGACUGCCACUGUUACAUUUUCUGUUGUAAAAAAACAACUUUAGUAAGGGGAAGUUGGGGGUAGAAUUAAGAUUUGUAAGAUUUGAAAAAAUCAAAAGUGUUAAUUGGCUGUAACCGAGUAGCAUUUGCGAUCACUAUGCAAAAAUGGCAAUGUAAAUUAUCCCCAAGAACGGUCAGGGACGUAAGACAACCAGAGGAUAUAAUAUAUAAGAAAGACCAGGCAUAUGGUGGUAAAGGAUAAAGUGCUGAAACAGGACAAUGUCAUUGUCAGCGGUGUAAGGCAAUGCACACAAGAAAAAGUGUUGAUAUUCAAGCUAACUCUGGAUCUUUUUCCCAUCUUUUUCAGCCCCCGACACUCAAGCCAUCUUUUAACUAAACGUUGGUCAUUUCUUCCGCAUCUUUACCAGUGAAUUUGGCACCGGGGAUAUCAUUCUCAGACAGAAUUGUUUGAGCCCAAUUGUAAGGAUGAUCAAACACCAUAAUUACAGCUGUCACUCGGAUGGGUAAAUAGUCAGUCCAGCAUGGAGGUAAAGAAGGUGUGUCGGUCCUGAUGAUCAAAUAAGCAAACAGGUAACGUGACGCGACGGCCACCGGUGAGGCAGAAAGGAAGAGCUCAUUGAACUCCGUCCGUGUCGACACCGGGCAAAUACGGUCCACGUAUUGAACUCAUUGGCCGCUACUGACGACGAUAGACGUCUUGUUUAUUUAAACCAGGGGCGUCACUAGGUCUUAAGAACAGGGGGGCUUAGUCCCCAGGAAUUACACAGGAUGUCCAUAAAAGUGGUGGAGUGAUUAUUAUUAGGGUAUUAUUAUGACUAUCCACUGAUGAUAACCAUACGUGAAUGAGCCCAGCUCCUGUACUCAUCUAUGCGUAAAGUGAGAAACACAGCUGAUGCUCCAGAAGGAAGUCACCUCAACUAUAGUGGUAACAAGAGUGCACACGUAACUUGUAACACGUAAGACAAACUAUCAAGCAGCGUCUUGGUUGCUGCGGUAUUUUAGAGCUGGGAUGUAAAUUUUGACUGCAAAACAACAAAGGUAAGACGUGCGUAGAGACCGCAACUGCCAAAAAAAAAAAAAAAAAAGGUAGUACCAACUGCUAGCUUCUGGCAAUUUUAUAGUGAAUAUGUAAGCAUUUGUUGUUGUUGUUGUUGUUUUUUUUAAAAAUAAAACAACACCAAAUCAUUUAGGGGAGCUUAAGAAUAUUUUAGGCCUAAUGACGCCACUGAUUUAAACCUGGAGUGGCCGUGAAUGCUCAUGGCGGAAAACACUCAGGUGACUUAAAGUUCCACUCUGAGACCCCCAGUUUGGCCAAAUUUAAAAAAUUGUGCUAUAUGCAUGUGUGAUACAUCCUUGGAAAGCUUAAAAUCUCAAUUUUCUGGCGGAAGAAAAUUUUUGAACAGGAGGGCAUUUAAUUUUAUUUUUUUAAACAGCAAAACCCUAACUGGAGGUGAGGGCAUAAUUAAAGACCCCAUGAUUUAAACAAGAUAUUAUCACAUAUUUACUUCUUUUUGAUCCAAAACUCCAUGUGGCAUGUAUCACCGAGUGUCAAGACACAGCUGUGAAUGGUCACAGCCGGAUUUUGGGGGGAUUUUAUGGGUGAAACAUGGUAAUAUAACAAGGGUUGUGCUGUAGAAAUCGCAGACAUCAAGGAGUGGUCGACAUUUUCAUAAUUUUACCUAUUUAAACAAUUUUUUUCAAUUUUUCUUUGUUUGGAUCGAUUAUUUAUCAUCUAGAAUAUUGGGGAAAAUGCGACAGUAAUAAAAAAAAUACAAUUAAGCGAUAGUUAUGAGGUAGAUAUCCGUGACUUAUUUACAGACACUAUUUUUUUCAUUGUGAUGUAAUUUGUUUAAAAGUUUAAAAUAUGCGAGUGAAUAAUUUUUUUUAAGAGUUUUUUUUUUUUUUAAAGUAAAUAUUCGACAUCAAUUCAUGAUUCUAAGCUAAAAAUGACAGACAUUUUAAAUAAUAAAUAUACCGUAUUGGCCCGAAUAUAAGACGGCCCUGAUUAUAAGACGACCCCCUCUUUUUCAAGACUCUAGUUUGAAAAAAGACUUUUUGAACAUCAAAUGAAUUUUUAUACAGAAAAUAAUUACAGUACAUCUGAAACAAAUGAUUAUAACAAUAUGUUUGGGAGAAAAAGCAUGUUAUUUUGCCUCAUUCAAAUCUUAAUAUCUGAACAUUUAAAUAUGUAAACUAAAGUGCAAUCACAUUCGUAAAUGAAUUGCUUCUGGUUUUAGAAAUGUAAAUAAACCAAUCUUUUGUGAUAAAACAACAAAAUUGCAAUAACUGUAUUAACUAUCAAAGUGAAGUCAACUGCUACUGUAGUCUUAAAACAAAAUUGAAUAAGGAAAAACAUUGCAAUAAAAUAAUGCAAACUGGUUAAACUUGAGAGUAGCUGAGCUCUGUCUUGACAGAACAUUGCUUCAAUGAUAUAUGGCGCCAUCUAGCGUCGUGAAUGGGUAUAAUGUCUAGACCGCGAAUAUAAGACGGCCCCCACUUUUUCAGUCUUAUUUCAAUGCAAAAAAUACAGUCUUUUAUUCGGACCAAUACGGUAAUUACUUUCCUUCUUUUUAUGGCUGGGUUGAAAGAAAAGAGGUUGCGCGAAGUCUGUAAACGGGGGUUUCCAGGGUAAAACGGACAAAAUUAAAAAUAGUUCGGAAUGCGCCAUGUAUCAGCUAUGACAGCAUGUAGACAUAUUGUUCUAUCAAUCACAACAGUUCUUUUGGCUUAAAAUACAGCAGUUUAUUUUAAAGAAGGGUGCAAGAGCAGAAACUGCUCUUUCAGCCUUGUCUGUUUUCCGCCUCAUCUUUUUUUUUUUUGACCGCGAACGGAAUGAUCAAACGUUCAUUCGCCCCCUCCUGCUCAAGAAAGGAUUGAACGUCUUGUGUCGUCAAUGGAAGCCAUUGAGUUAAAUGACUUCUUUAAAGUUGGAAAAAAAAGUGUCGUCAUAUGUUCACGAAGGGCUAAAAACGAGGAUCUAGUGCAACCAUUGCGUUAAAAAUAUCCUGCACGAAAAGGCUAAGUUCAUUUCAAUAUUCUGUCAGAAAGAAAUGUAACUCACUUUAUGUGAAGGCACAGGACAAAGAGCUGUAUUUGGUCUUCCCACAUUUAAUCAACUCAUGAUCACUAUUGACCCAUUUACUUUGUGUCAAGGUUCGAUAGUUCAUUUGGCAGUUAAAAGAUAAGACACACCUGCGCUUGUUUGCCUUGCAGCUCUUUUUCAACAUGGAGACCCGGGAAAUCAAGAUCAUCAAUCAAGGCCUGGAUGAUGAGAUGGAGGUGUUCGGGUACCGGCCCUGCGUUUGGAAAAUGGUCCUGGUGGGCGCGGGGAGCAUUUGUUCCGGCGGUCUCCUGCUGCUGCUGCUCUACUGGCUGCCUCAGUGGAGGGUUAAAGCUACCUGCGAGCGAAGCCCGCCGGGAGAGGCGCGCUCUCUGCUCCUCAGGACCACGGAUGAUUUGCGGCAGUGGGCUCACGUCAAAGUACGUGUGAUGAGAGCUCCGGGGAGGACCCCUUUCGACGGCGUGGAUCAUCACCGUCAUCCCAGCGCUCACGGAUACCGGCAGCCCGGGCCGAUCGCUCAUCACGGCAAAAAUGGCACUUUCAACCGCUUGGAUUCCACCGAGCUCAUCCACUACUUCAGCCACCACAGCGUCACAUACUACUGGAAUGAAGGCACACAGGACUUUGAAACUUUUAAGGGCUUGGAGCACACCAAGGUGAGCUGUGGAGCCAUCCAUAGAGAGCACAGCCAAGGACUCACUCAAAAAGUGCGCGACUACAGAUCUUUGUUUUUCGGCAAGAACGAGAUGGACGUGAGGGUUCCUUCUUUAUUCAAACUCUUUGUCAAAGAGGUCUUGGACCCGUUUUACCUCUUCCAGCUCUUCGCUAUUAUCCUGUGGGCCGUUCAGUCCUACUUUCUGUACUCUGCCAACAUGCUGGUGAUUUCUUGCAUUUUUAUAGGCGUUUCUCUCUACUUCAUAAGAAAGCAUUAUGUCAAGCUGCGCAAUUUGGUGGUCACGCACAGUGUGGUACGAGUUACAGUGUGCAGAAAAAAUAAAGACGUGGAAGAGAUCAUGUCCACCGAGCUGGUGCCGGGCGACGUCAUCGCCCUUCCGGCCGACGGGCUGUUGGUGCCCUGCGACGCCGCGCUCAUCUGCGGCACCUGCGUCGUCAAUGAGAGCAUGUUGACAGGAGAAAGCGUCGCCGUCACCAAGAUCGGCGUGCCGAGUUCAGGCCGGGAGGCCGGCGAGAUCUACGACACGGAGCGCCACAAGCGCCACACCCUCUUUUGCGGCUCGCGCGUCAUCCAAAGCCGUCACUACGCCGGCCAAGCGGUCAAGGCGCUCGUGGUCAGAACGGGUUUCAAUACAGAAAAGGGCCAGCUGGUGCGCUCCAUUCUCUACCCCAAACCCACAGACAUCCAACUUCACCGGGAUGCUGCGCAGUUCCUGAAGUGCAUGGUGGUGUUGGCCGGGCUGGGGGCCCUCUACGCCAUCAUUAUCGAUGUCAUUUUGGGGGUCUCCGCGACGGCCGUCAUCUUCGACGCUCUCAACAUCACCCUGAUCGCCGUGCCCCCGAUCUUACCAGUGGCCUUGACCGCCGGUCUGGUCCACGCGCAGCGGCGCAUGAAGCGGAGGGGCAUCUUUUGUAUCAGUCCGCAAAGGAUCAAUGUCUCGGGUCAGCUGGAUGUCAUUUGCUUUGACAAGACUGGCACUCUGACUGAAGACGGUUUGGACCUAUGGGGUAUUCACAGAGCUCAACAUGGCAUAUUUUCAGUCGCAACCACCGAGGUAUCGCCAAAGACUUCUUUUGCCGCCUGCAUGGCCACUUGCCACUCCUUGAUCAUCACAGACGGCAAACUCUGCGGAGACCCUCUCGACGUCAAAGUCUUCAGCGCUACGGGUUCGCUCCUGGAGGAAGGAAACGAAUACCACGCUGCACUUUACCACGCCAGAAUUUCCGCUGUUGUUCAGUUCCCAGAUCAGUCAGGCGAGUUUGGCAUCGUGCGCCAAUUCCCAUUUUCGUCUGCGCUACGGCGAAUGAGCGUGGUGGUCCGGGGCCUGGGACGAAAACACUUUGACGUCUACCUGAAAGGAGCGCCGGAAACCGUGGCCGACCUCUGCGCCCCGCACACGGUGCCGCAGAAUUUCACAGAGACUCUGGAAACUUACACCCGGCAGGGCUUCAGAGUUAUUGGCCUGGCGCAUCGUCAAAUGGAGCCUCAACUGUCCUGGCUUCAAGUCCAGAACCUCAGCCGAGAGCAGACGGAGAGCAACUUGGACUUCUUGGGUUUGAUCAUCAUGCAGAACAAAAUCAAAGAGCAGACCGCCGACGUUCUGCUCGAUUUACGACGAGCCGACAUUCGGACUCUGAUGGUCACAGGCGACGACCUGUCGACGGCCGUGUGGGUGGCUCGAGAAUGCGGAAUGAUCGGAGCCGGCGAGAAAGUCAUCGUCGCGGACGCCGCGCCUCCUCGACAUCACCGCCCAGCCAGUAUCACGUGGUGCCACUGGGAGGAACCUUUUCUCUACACUAAUGCGACUAGCGAGAUCGGCUUCUCUAGCGACGGCCGGUGGGCAGAGGAGGAGCCCGGCUAUCAUUUUGCCGUGAGCGGCCGAGCCUUCGCCGUCAUCGCCGAGCACUUUCCGCAGCUCUUCGAGAAGUUCCUCCUGAAAGCAACCGUGUUUGCCCGAAUGACUCCCGACCAGAAAACUCAGCUGGUGGCGGCCCUGCAGAGCAUCGAUUACACUGUCGGCAUGUGUGGUGAUGGCGCCAACGACUGCGGAUCGCUGAAGAAAGCGCACAGCGGGAUCUCGCUCUCCGAGCUGGAGGCCUCCGUCGCGUCGCCCUUCACCUCCUCCGUUCCCGACAUCUCCUGCGUGACCCAGCUCAUCCGGCAAGGCCGCGCCGCUCUCGUCACUACUUUCUGCGUGUUCAAAUUCAUGACCCUCUUCAGCCUCAUCUUAUUCUGCGGCGUGGUUCUACUCUACGGGGUCCUCAGCAAUUACGGGGACUGGCAGUACUUCUUGGUUGACACCAUCAUGCUUUCUCUAAUCGUCUUUACCAUGAGUCUGAACCCUGCGUGGAAGAAGCUGGCGCGGCGCUCCCCACCGACCGCUCUGCUGUCGGCCCCGGUGCUUUCCUCCAUUCUCUUCCAGAUCUUCAACUGCCUGCUCUUUCAGUUUUUUGCCUUCUUCUUUGUGCAACAGCAGAGUUGGUAUCGGACGCCUCAGGAAAUUCAGAGCGACAACACGAACUCCAGCCAGAUGUACGGCUUCAACCGCAGUCAAGCCGGAGCCCAGUAUAUCAUUAUGAACUUCGAAAACACCUCCCUCUUCUACGUUUCUGCCUUCCAAUACUUGAUCGUUGCCGUCGUCUUCGCCAAAGGAAAACCCUUCAGACGACCCACUUAUAAAAACUGGUCAUUUGUGUUGACCUGCGUUGCAAUCUGCUUUUUUCUCCUCUUCAUCAUGCUUUAUCCCAUCCCUGCUAUAGAAGAGGUGUUUGAGAUUGCCAGCGUUCCCUACGACUGGCGCGUGACGCUCCUCAUCAUUAUUUUGGCGCACGCUGUCCUGUCUUUCCUAUUGGAGAAUUUGAUCCUUGACACACUGUGGAAGGUUUUUCCCAGCAAUCCGACCGGCCGACAACACCUGACUAACAAAACUCAGAUGGCGAGCGAGCGCUUCUUCUCCAAGAUGGUGUGGAGUAAAAAAGGGUUCCCCGUCACCAAAUACAAAUAUCUGAGUCUGAAACUGCAGGAGGAGCUAGACUGGCCUCCAGCGCCCUCCUCGGUCACCUACGCCGGCAAUCCCGACUACCUCGUAUCUGAACGGCUGUGAGCCAGCCAGCCAGCCAGCCAGCGAAUGAACGCUGCAAUUCAUUUCUUUGUUUUUGUAGAAGGAGGGUGGGUGACAAAAACAAGUUACUGACAAUUACAACAAGUUUGUGUCAUACACAAGGAACACUCUGAGCCGCACUUUGAAGCACCGCUGGCUUAACAAACCACUUUACCGACUGAGCCGCAGCAAGACCGCCAUGUUGCUCUUGCCUCGCUGACAGACUCAUUUUAGGGUGCGCGCUGUUUUUUUGUUGUUGUUUUUUUUUGCGUGUGUUUUUUUUUUUUUUUAACAUGGUAUUUUAGGUCAAAUUUCGGGAAUGGGUGGGAAUGUGAAUUUCUGGUGGAUGUUGAAUUUGAAACAGUAGCUUAUGUUUGCAUGCAGCUAAGAAACCUCUAAUGAUCUUCUUUUUGGCAGUAACCCGGUUUUGCCAGGCCAUCCGUGUAAAUGCAUUCAAAAACGGACACGGUUCACAUUCCAGCUUUAAAAUUUUGCAAGGAAUCUCGCUCUUAGGAAGAAGCUGUUGAUGGGCCAUUUACACGAUAACCAGAGGAAAACCUACCCAGAUGUCCAUGUUGUUUAGAGGAAGGCUGCACUUUGGGCGAAUGAAAUCUCCUUCCAGAGUUGAAGUUUUGACAAACCUGUCGUUGCCAUCGGAACAUUCGGGAAUUUGUGGCAUCCGUCUCCAACGUUGCCGUCCAGUUCGUAAAGACGGCGGGUGCGAUCGGGCCAGACGCCGUCUCUCUCCGAACUGGAAAUAGAAGUAGCCCAAAUGACAGACUGGACACGCUAACUACAAGUUACCUUGCGCUUUUGUGUGUCUGUGAAUACCCCACACAACAAGGUAACAAGUUUGAAUAUUAGCUGCAUGUAAACAUUUUGAUGUGUGUGGGUGUGGGGGUUCAUAAAAUGGCUGGAAUAGGGGAUUUGGAGUCACGUGUUCUGACUACAUUGACAAGUGAAACCACAUAAUUCUUUCAGUGUCAUUGACGACAAUAAGACGUCCAAUCGUGCCUAUGGCUUCUUGUGCUGUUAAAUGAAAUGACUUUAUCAAUAGUUGAUGUCCAAGCCAAGUGAAGUGGGAGGGCUGAGAGCGCCCCUCACUUGAAAUUAAUUGGACGUCUAUCAACAUACAUGCCGGACAAUGAGCAACUCUGCCUGCUGCAUGGCCAAGAUGCAACCGACGAAUUUAUCCUAUGUACCCACCCAAUCCAUUUGAAGUGGGAGGCACCGUGGAUUGGACAUCUAGCGCCGUCCAUAGAUUUCAUAAUUGUAUUGACGGGUCACUUCGGCCACCCACCCAGGCAUUCCGCAAUCCGCUUCAGCUAUUCGCAGUCGGUCGCGGUGACACAUGCAGUAUUGAACGCCAGAUUUAGGAUAAAAGCACAAAGCAUACAAACAGGAAGGAUUGUCUCAGGAGUGAUUUGUUGGAGGAUUUACGGUAAUUAUUAUAUUUUUCGUACCAUGCAUGCAUUUUGAAACAUUGUGAAAAAAAAUCAAUAGGAGAAUGGGAACCGCUACGGUAUUGGCAUCAUAGUUUGCAAUAGUUACGUAAAAUAAAUGCUUACUGCACUUAUUAUUAUUUUUUGCUUUUACCCAAAAAUCGAGGCUGUUUAACAUCCAUAUCUAUCAAAAAUUUGGGGAUUUAAGCAUUUAUUCACAAGAAUUUUCACCAGAAAAGCUCUGUUUACGUCAGGCGGCCACAAGCUACAAUGACUAACGGACUAGGAUUGUCUGUUAGCAUUUAUUUUACGUAAAUAUGCGACUAACUGCAUGUUUUUUUUUGUUUUUUGCUUUAACCCUUUAAUGCCAGCAAUAUGAAGCAAUCAUCAGAGAAUCCCAAAAUUUGAAAAAAAAGGUCCUAAUGAAACCUUUUUUUCAAAUUUGUAAAAGUCAAAAUGAAUAUGUGUAAUAAGCACUCGGAUAUCUAUAACCCUUGCUAAAUCCUGUUUGUUUUGUUUUUUAUGGAACCUGCAGAUGCAUGUGUUGACUUGCAUUCAUCAUUUUCUUUUCAAAAAGAAAUGUCAAAAUUCGGAAUUAGUCUCAAAAUCAUGACAUUUUAGGUGUAUCAAAUGUGAUACAUUUGGCAAUAUUGGGUUAAACCAAGAAUCGAGAUUGUUUUACAUCCAUAUCUAUGAAGAAUUUGGGAAUUUAAGCAUUUAUUCACAAGAAUUUACAACAAAAACUCUUUGUCUGCGAUUCCACCCGGUCAGCUUUGACGGCCUCGCCAACAAUGCAGCCCCUCUAUUUAUCGGCCCCGUGUCCCGUCAAUACAUUAUGAAGUCUAUGAGCCGUCAAUGGCAAACAAUGAGGUAAAUAGUUCCAAACUUUCGAACAAUCAAGGGUUAACGGUGUGUACCUCCACCAUCAGACAAAGUGUUACCAACACUCCACUAAAGUUGAAUUAAAAACAACUGACAUUUCUGUUCAUGUUCAAUGUUUUAGUGUAUUUUUUGGAUUAGAUCUAUGUUGACGUUUUAUUACUGUGAUGUUUUAGUGUAUACUCUUCCCAAUAAAGUCAAA
This is a messenger RNA of Corythoichthys intestinalis (scribbled pipefish), 10401 nucleotides long. RefSeq names its product polyamine-transporting ATPase 13A3-like. The transcript has 34 exons. Gene Ontology annotation, cellular component: late endosome membrane. The record is from RefSeq and is a predicted model, not a curated record. Lineage: Eukaryota; Metazoa; Chordata; Actinopteri; Syngnathiformes; Syngnathidae. Gene Ontology annotation, biological process: polyamine transmembrane transport; intracellular calcium ion homeostasis. Bases 4267 to 7881 code for a protein of 1204 amino acids. Gene Ontology annotation, molecular function: polyamine transmembrane transporter activity; ATP hydrolysis activity; P-type transmembrane transporter activity.